AUGUCCGAACCUAUUCUGAUUAUCGGCGCAGGAGUCAGUGGCCUCGUGCUGGCUCAGUAUCUCCAAACUCAUGGUAUUGCUUUCAAGAUAUUUGAUCGGGACUCCGCUGUUGAUGCGCGAAGUGGUGGAUGGGGCCUGACUCUGCAUUGGUCACUUCCUGCCCUCCGUGAGCUACUGCCCCAACACCUCGUCGAUCGCUUCCCCGAAACUUUUGUCAACAAAGAUGCCUCAUCGCGGGGUGACACUGGCCGCUUUCAGUUCUUUGACCUCAAAUCGGGUGCCGCGUUGUACGAUAUCCCCGCGGCUGAGCGCAUUCGAGUGAGUCGCGUGCGACUUCGAGAUCUGUUGACCACCGGAAUCGACGUCCAGUGGAGCAAAAGCCUGCGAGAUAUAGAGUCGUCCGCCGAAACAACCACCGCACACUUUGAGGAUGGGACAUCUUGCACUGGUCGGCUACUGGUCGCAUGUGACGGCUCGAGAUCGCGGACUCGAAGUAUCCUCUACCCAGAUGUACAAAUGAAUCAGCUACCAGUGCAACUACUCGGUGCUUCAACGUUGUACACUGCGGAGGAGAUGGGCGGUGCCGAGUCGAUCGACCCAUUCAUUUUCCAGGGAUCUCAUCCUGAGUCGAAUGUGUUCUUGUUUUUCAGCUUCCUAGACACUCCUAACAAUUUCGAGAACAGUAGCAAAGAUCGAUAUCACUGUCAGAUUAUCGUCUCUUGGGCAGAUUCCAAAGGGAUCCCAGUUCCCGAUUCCAACAGCGAGCGCAUCGCAUUGAUGAAGACUUUGACAAACAGCUGGUCAGAGCCAUUCAAAUCUCUUGUCCAGAAACUCCCCGAUGGCGUGGAGGUCCGCUCCAUUCGCAUAGAAGACUGGAUGUUCCAGCUGGGAAGGGUACAUGCUCACCCCCGAGUGGUACUAAUGGGCGACUCAGCGCAUACAAUGACGAUGUUCCGCGGAGAAGGCGCCAACAAUGCCAUUGUCGAUGUACUGGACUUCGUGAAGCGAUUGAAUCUGCGAGAAGAUGGAUUCGUGAAAACCAGUGCCUUGGACUCCGUCGCAUUGUCAUCCUCUAUCGCCGCCUACGAGAACGACGUCUUUACACGUGCCGAGCCAAGCUUUUUGAACUCUCGCCAGGCAUGUCUGGACGCCCACGAUUUCUCAAAAAUUGAAGGAAGCCCCUUGGUUGGAUUGCGCAGUUUGAAAUAA
Messenger RNA from Penicillium brevicompactum, 1209 nucleotides. Its product is annotated as FAD-dependent oxidoreductase. The record is from RefSeq and is a predicted model, not a curated record. Bases 1 to 1209 code for a protein of 402 amino acids. Gene Ontology annotation, molecular function: FAD binding. Lineage: Eukaryota; Fungi; Ascomycota; Eurotiomycetes; Eurotiales; Aspergillaceae. The transcript is spliced from 5 exons.